Messenger RNA from Suncus etruscus (white-toothed pygmy shrew), 3181 nucleotides. It is a transcript of the gene RASAL3, whose product is annotated as RAS protein activator like 3. The record is from RefSeq and is a predicted model, not a curated record. The transcript is spliced from 17 exons. NCBI's taxonomy places the organism in Eukaryota, Metazoa, Chordata, Mammalia, Eulipotyphla, Soricidae. Gene Ontology annotation, biological process: regulation of GTPase activity. Bases 1 to 3033 code for a protein of 1010 amino acids.
AUGGACCCACCACCGCCAACCCCGGGCUCUGUCGCCCAGCCCGCCGCCCCAUCCCCGCUGACCUCCUACCGCUGGCACACCGGGGGUGGCACUGGGGAGAAAGGGACAGCCGGCAAGUUCGGCUGGGGGCGAAUUUCAGGCUGGGGCCGAGCACUGAGCCAUCAGGAGCCCCUGGGCAGACGGCCGUCGGCUCCCCGCUCGCUCUUCCGCCGUGUCCUCUCCGCUCCCCCCAAAGAAACCCGCAGCAGCCGCCUGAGGUUGUCCAAGACACUCUGGAGCCGGCCCAAGAACCCCGAGCCAGACCCUGAGCCCGAGCCGGAGGCUGCUGGCUUCACUGCCGGUCCCCUCCCAGAUCCGGAGCCCCCCACCCCGCAAAUCCCCGAGGCCCCAAACCCCGACGUGCCUGUCUGGAAUAUCAGUGGCUUCACCCUACUGGAUGGGAGGCUCGUGCUGCUCGGGAGCGAGGAGGAGGGACCCCGCCUGCGCCGAACGGGCAGUGCUAGCUCUGAGGGCAGCCUCCACGUGGCGUUGGGCAACCUCAGAGACACAGAUCGGACCCCUGGAAAGUCAGAGCCAGAGCCCACCGGUCCUAACCAGCCCCACAAUGUCCGGGGCCUGCUGAGGCGUCUGAAGGAGAGGAAGAAGUCCAGAUCUGAGCUGGGCACCAGUGCCACCAGAGAUGGGUCCUCCAGCGCACUGGGCUCUCGGGAAUCUCUGGCUGCAAUGUCUGAGCUGGACCUGGGCGCCGAGCAGGACGUGCGAGUGUGGCCAGUGCACCCCAGCCUGCUGGAUGAGACGCACUGCUUCCAGGUGAUAUGGGCUGGCGGCCGCCGCUGCUUCUCCUGUCGCUCUGCCACCGAGAAGGACCGCUGGAUUGAGGACCUGCGUCGCCACUUCCAGCCCUGCCAGGACAACUCGGAGCGCGAGGAGACGUGGCUGAGCGUGUGGGUGCACGAGGCCAAGGGGCUCCCCAAGACGGCGGCCGCGGCUCCGGGCGUGCGCGCCGAGCUGUGGCUGGACGGGGCGCUCCUGGCGCGCACGGCACCGCGCUCCGGGCCGGGGCCGCUCUUCUGGGCCGAGCGCUUCCACUUCGAGGCGCUGCCGCCCGCGCGUCGCCUGUCGCUGCGGCUGCGCCGGGCGGGCCCCGGGGGCGCGGCGCUGGGCCGCGUGGCGCUGAGCCUGGACGAGCCGGGCGCCGCGCAGCUGGGCCUGGAGCGCUGGUUCCCGCUGCUCGGGGCGCCCGCGGGCGCGUCGCUCCGGGCGCGGGUGCGGGCCCGGCGCCUGCGGGUGCUGCCGUCCGAGCGCUACAAGGAGCUCGCCGAGUUCCUCACCUUCCACUACGCGCGGCUGUGCGAGGCGCUGGAGCCCGCGCUGUCGGCGCAGGCCAAGGAGGAGCUGGCGGCCGCCCUGGUGCGCGUCCUGCAGGCCACGGGCCGGGCGCAGGCGCUGGUGACAGAUCUGGGCACUGCGGAGCUGGCGCGCUGCGGAGGCCACGAGGCGCUGCUGUUCCGCGAAAACACGCUGGCCACCAAGGCCAUUGACGAGUACAUGAAGCUGGUGGCACAGGACUAUCUCCAGGAGACCCUCGGGAAGGUGGUGAGGCGGCUCUGCGCAUCGGACGAGGACUGUGAGGUGGACCCCAGCAAGUGCCCCGGCCCAGAGCUGAUGCAGCACCAAGCCAGACUGCAGAACAGCUGCGAGGAAGUUUUCCAGAGCAUCGUCCAUUCGCACAGCUGGUUCCCGGCAGAGCUAGGCUCCGUGUUCUCCAGCUGGAGAGAUGCCUGCAAAGCCCGGGGCUCCGAGGCACUGGGCUCACGGCUGGUGUGCGCCUCCCUCUUCCUGAGGCUCCUCUGUCCUGCCAUCCUGGCCCCCAGCCUCUUCGGAUUGGCACCAGAGCACCCUGCGCCAGGCCCGGCCCGUGCCCUGACGCUCAUUGCCAAGGUCAUCCAGAAUCUCGCCAACCGAGCCCCAUUUGGCGAGAAGGAGGCGUACAUGGGCUUCAUGACGGGCUUCCUGGAGGAGCACGGACCAGCCAUGCAGCGCUUCCUGGAGCAGGUGGCCAUGGUGGAUGUGGGUGCGGCCCCCAGUAGCUACCAAGGCACUGACUUGGCCCUCCGGCUGGCUGUUCUACACGCCCAGCUCGGCACCAUCUUUGCUGAGCUGGACCAGGCGACCCGCGAGAGUCUGGAGCCGCUGCCCACCAUCCUGAGGGCCAUCGAGGAAGGCCGGCCUGUCCCCGUGUCUGUGCCCCUGCGCCUCCCUCCACCCCCCGUCCAGGUGCACGCCAGCUUCCAUGCAAAGGAGAAACCCGGCUUCCUGCUCCCCCGGGACCUCCCCAAGCACAGUCCCCUCAUCUCCAAAAGCCAGUCCCUCCGCAACGACCAUGGCGCGGGCUGUCGGGCCUGGCGGCGGCCGGACGACCUCCACCCGUCGCGGCCCACCCGGGUGCAGCGCACACAGAGUGUCCCUGCCCGCCGCCUGGCCCGCCGUCCAUCCGUCGGGCCCCGGCCGCUCCCCAAAGGCUCCGUGCGUGCAGGGUCAGCACCCCGUGGCCGGCCUUGGUCCCGGGCCUCGGCCUCGCUGCCUCGCAAGUCCUCCGUUCCCUGGCAGCGGCAGCUGGACCCACCGCGGGGCAAAGACCAGGCCCCGGGCACGCAUCGGCCAGUGGGCAAGCUGGCCGAGCUGCAGUGCGAGGUGGCCGCCCUGCGUGAGGAGCAGAAGGCAAUGUCGGGCCUCCUGGAGUCGCUGCGGACCCAGCUCCGGGCCAUGGCGGAGCAGCAGGUGCAGCUUGGAGGCCGCCUGCAGGACCUGGACUCCAGGCUCGGGGAGAGGUUGCGAGCCGAGCACGCCCCGCCGAACUGGGAGGGCCCGAGGCGGGAAAGCUGGGAGCGCCGCCUGGCCGACGUGGAGAACGCGCAGACGCAGCUGAGAGAGGCGCUGCAGAGCCUUAAGCUUCUCCCGGGGACUGCAGGGCCCCCCAGAAGCCAAGCGACGCCCCUCGGAGGACCCUGCGUCAACGGCGACACCCCCUGAACAGCCCUGUCCGCCUCCAGGGGUCCGGGGACCCGGAGCAGAAAGCCAACGAGGAGGUUCCCUACCCCCCCCCCCCUCCCCGCAGGCUGGCUGGAGAGAGGUCGUAGGUGGCCAUCAGACUGGAUGUCCACGAGGUUGCAGAGUGAAA